GUACGAGUUGAGGCGUCCACCUGACGGGCUGUGGGGCGUCGGCUACCCCAACGGCACGUGGGUCGGCCAGCUGGGCAUGGUGAUGCGCGGGGAGGUGGAUUUCGCCCUGGGUCCCUUCGCCUUCAACUGGGAGCGUUACCACUACGCGUGCGAGUUCACACAGCCCAUCUUCAUCGACUACGAGAGUGUGUUCAUGCGGCGGCCUAGGAUUGAGACGGACUACUUCGCCUUCGUGCGGCCCUUCAGGUGGGAGGUGUGGCUAAGUCUGCUGGGCGCCGUGGGCCUCACUUGGCUAGUGUUGGUUCUGUUUCUUCACCUGGGCGGACGUGACAAGAACAGGGAGAAGAGCCACAAAGACAGAUCGCAUUGGGUAUGGGUUGUGCGGACGCUGGCCAACCAAAGCAACCCGUGGCUGCCAGCGAGCGGGAGUCGGCGCGUGGUGACUGCCGCCUGGCUGCUGGCCUGCUUCAUCGUCCUCGUCUCCUUCUCCAGCACCCUCACCGCCAUGCUCACCGUGCCUCUGGUGCGGCUGCCCAUCGACAGCAUCGAGGACCUGGUGGGACAGACCAAGAUCCCGUGGGCCAUCGAGUCCGGCAGCUUCUUCUACCAGAUCCUCUACCUGGCCAAGGCGGGCCUGUACAAGAUGAUCUGGGACGGCCACUCCGCGCGCAUCACCGACUGCUACACCUUCAGGCGGGACAUCGGCGACGGCAAGUACGCGGCGAUCUGCGACAAGAUGACCAUGAAGAAGGUGAUGUCGGAGGACUUCAGCGUGAGAGGGGAAUGCAACUACUACAUGGCUCGCGAGGACUUCAAGGCCAUGCCGCUAGCCCUCGCUUUCCAGCACCAGCAUCCGCUCUACUCCGAGGCCAACCUGCGGUGGGUGACGAACACGGGUCCACAGACAGGCAGAAUGGGAGGGAGACAGGCAGGCAGGUAGGUAGAGAGAACAACAAGCAGGAAGGCAGGCAGAGAGCGGCGAGAAGGCAGGUAGGCAGACAUAGAGAACGGAGAACAGGAUAGCAAGCAGGAAGGCAGAGAACGGCAAGUAGGAAGGCAGGCAGACAAAGAAUAGGAAGGAAAAGAUUAUAUGUUAGAAUCAAGAGGGGGGAAACUCACCUAAGGGACAGUUACAACGAUUUAGCCAGAACAAUUAAGAAAAGCAUCCGUAUAGCAAAACGUAAUUAUGAGAUUAGAAUUGUCAGGGAAGCAAAGACCAAUCCAAAGGGUUUCUUUCAACUUAUGAGACCAAGGUUAGGGAUAAGAUAGGGCCGCUCAAGUCAGGAGAAUCACUGAUAGAUACAGAUGAGGAAAUGAGUGAGGCGUUAAACAAAUAUUUAACUGUAUUUACCAAAGAAAGAUUAGACGACAUACCUCAGGGAGAACAGAUCUACAGGGGAGAAAAGGUAGAAGGAUUAACC
Messenger RNA from Eriocheir sinensis (Chinese mitten crab), 1421 nucleotides. Its product is annotated as probable glutamate receptor. Gene Ontology annotation, cellular component: membrane. The record is from RefSeq and is a predicted model, not a curated record. NCBI's taxonomy places the organism in Eukaryota, Metazoa, Arthropoda, Malacostraca, Decapoda, Varunidae. Gene Ontology annotation, molecular function: glutamate-gated receptor activity.